Molecule: messenger RNA, 3188 nt
Organism: Ficedula albicollis (Collared flycatcher)
Lineage: Eukaryota; Metazoa; Chordata; Aves; Passeriformes; Muscicapidae
Gene: KCNA4
Product: potassium voltage-gated channel subfamily A member 4
Exons: 4
Coding region: 851-2806 (651 amino acids)
Biological process (GO): protein homooligomerization; potassium ion transmembrane transport
Cellular component (GO): membrane; voltage-gated potassium channel complex
Molecular function (GO): protein binding; delayed rectifier potassium channel activity; potassium ion binding
Source: RefSeq, a predicted model, not a curated record
UCCUGCCGCCGCUGGAUUUCCCAGCGCCGCUUCGCAGAGCCGGGCUCCGCCGCGCACACACGCACAGCCCUUCGCUUUUCCCUCCGGGCACCGGAGCCGCGCUCGCCGCCGUGUCGCCGACGCCGGCGAGGAGGGGCAGGAAUAAGUCGCCAACCUGUGGUGCGCACUGACCGCGGCCACCUGCGACUGUGGAUCGGCCGGCACAGCCUCCCCAGGGCUGCUGUCGCCCGGUCCUUGCGCCGGCGGGGACAGCGCUGCUGUUUCUCCGCCGAGCAUCAGUUAAGUGCUUCUUCUGCAUGACCAUAACCAAAGGGUGACCCAUCCACUCCCCUAUGUCCUAUGGGGACCUCAGAGCCAGUUUCUCAGUCUUCAUCUCCUCCUCCUCCUCCUCCAGUCCUCCUCCUCCUCUUACCACUGCUGCUGAUGCCCUGGGUGCUGCUCCCAGGUUUGAGACAUUGUUGACAGGCUGAAGAAAGGAUUUGCAAAGACCUCCUCACUGUGUAAACGAAGUGAUGGCUGGAAUUAACUUCAACUCUCCAAGUAAAGACAUUAAACAGCAAGUUUGCUAGGCCAAAGCAUCACCAGGAACAAAUAAUGAGGAAAGAGACUAUUUGCAUUUGGUUUCAAUGAAGAGCUAAAACCAUCUGUGGAGAACAGAACAGCGGAGAGAAGAGCAAGAAAAUGCGGAUCUGUGGCCUCCCAAAACUCGGGUCCACCGUCACCGCCACGCUGCCGCACCCAGCGCCCUCCAAACGCAGACGGCUUUGAGCUUCCCAGCAGAGCUGGAGGUGCCGCGAUAGACAGAACAAAACCUCAUCGCAGCGACUGAGCGCGGCAGGAGGCGGGCAGGAUGGAGGUGGCCAUGGUGAGCGCGGACAGCUCGGGGUGCAACACGCACCUGCCCUACGGGUACGCGGCCCAGGCGCGGGCGCGGGAGCGGGAGCGGCUGGCCCAGUCCCGGGCGGCGGCGGCGGCGGCCGUGGGGGGGGGGGGGGGGGGGGGGGGGGGCGGGGCGGCCGGCGGAGGGGGGCCCUACCACCACUACCACCAGGAGCAGAGCCGCGGGGCCUCCUCCUCGCAGCCGCGCCGCCAGGGCGGGAGGAGGAGGAAGAGGGGGAAGAAGAGGAGCCACCACCUGGGGAGCAGGGAGUGUGGGGCCUCCUUCCCCUGCUCUGAGCUGCUGCCGCUCAGCGGCUCCGAGGAGCGGAUACUCAAGGACUUGAGCGAGGAGGAAGAGGAGGAUGAAGAGGAGGACGACGACGAUGAGGAAGAAGGGAAGCUCUACUACAGCGAUGAGUAUGGGGAGGAUGAGUUUUCCUACUCGGACCAGCCGCCUGACGAUGGCGGAGGCCCCGGGGGCUACAGCUCCGUGCGCUACAGCGAGUACGAGUGCUGCGAGCGCGUGGUGAUCAACGUGUCGGGGCUGCGCUUCGAGACCCAGCUGAAGACGCUAGCUCAGUUCCCAGAGACGCUGCUGGGGGAUCCAGCCAAGCGGGGGAGGUACUUUGAUCCUCUCAGGAACGAGUACUUCUUCGACAGGAACCGGCCCAGCUUCGACGCCAUCCUGUACUACUACCAGAGCGGGGGCCGGCUGAAGAGGCCGGUCAAUGUGCCCUUCGACAUCUUCUCCGAGGAGGUGAAGUUCUACCAGCUCGGGGAGGAGGCCAUGCUCAAGUUCAGGGAGGAUGAAGGCUUUGUCAAAGAGGAGGAGGAAAAGGUUUUGCCGGAGAACGAGUUCAAGAGGCAGGUUUGGCUGCUGUUUGAGUACCCGGAAAGCUCCAGUCCGGCCAGAGGCAUUGCCAUCGUCUCUGUCUUGGUCAUCUUGAUCUCCAUCGUCAUCUUUUGUCUGGAGACUUUGCCAGAGUUCAGAGAUGACAAAGAAUUCGUCAUGUCCCUGAGCUUAGGGAAGGGUCUUUCCAACGAGUCCCUUCGCCUGGACGCUGGGGAGCACACCAUCUUCAACGACCCCUUCUUCAUCGUAGAGACCGUGUGCAUCAUUUGGUUCUCCUUCGAGUUCACGGUGCGCUGCUUUGCGUGCCCCAGCAAAGCCCACUUCUUCAAGAACGUCAUGAACAUCAUCGACAUCGUGUCCAUCUUGCCUUACUUCAUCACCCUGGGCACGGACCUGGCGCAGGAGCAGGGCAGCCAGCAGGCCAUGUCCUUCGCCAUCCUGAGGAUCAUCCGCCUGGUGCGCGUCUUCCGCAUCUUCAAGCUGUCCAGGCACUCCAAGGGUUUGCAGAUCCUGGGUCACACGCUCAGGGCCAGCAUGAGGGAACUUGGCCUCCUCAUCUUUUUCCUUUUUAUCGGGGUCAUUUUGUUUUCCAGUGCUGUUUACUUCGCGGAAGCUGACGAGCCUGCCACCCAUUUCCAAAGCAUCCCAGAUGCCUUCUGGUGGGCUGUGGUGACCAUGACUACAGUCGGUUAUGGGGACAUGAAACCCAUAACUGUGGGUGGGAAGAUAGUCGGGUCCCUGUGUGCCAUUGCAGGAGUGUUAACCAUUGCUUUACCAGUGCCAGUGAUUGUCUCCAAUUUUAACUAUUUCUACCACAGAGAGACUGAGAACGAGGAGCACACGCAGAUGAUGCAAAAUGCGGUCAGUUGCCCUUACCUCCCCACAAAUUUACUGAAGAAAUUUAGAAGCUCGUCGUCUUCAUCCACAGAGGACAAAUCAGAGUAUUUGGAGAUGGAGGAAGGAGUUAAAGAAUCUCUUUGUGUAAAGGAGACUAAAAGUCAGGACACGGGGAAUAGCAGUGAGUCAGAGAAGAAAAACUGUGUAAAUUCAAAUUCUGUGGAAACCGAUGUGUAAUUUUGAGCGUUUCCCAAUAUAUUUAUGCAUUAAAGAGUGCAGUGAAAAUAAUGAAAUAUGCAAACAAGAGUCUGCAGCAUACAGUAGUAUGCCAUUUAAUGGUUAAAUACAAAUAAAAGGCAUUGCUAAACACGUAUUACAUAUCAAAUAAGUGGUACAACUUGAGGAAAGGAUUGCUAGAUCUGAUACAUUUUCAGACUUUAUAUUUUUAUUAGAAUGCAAGUGUUUUGCACAUGAGGCUAAAAAAUUUAUUAAGACCAAGUCAGUUUUAAAGUGGGUGCAUGAACUGUCGACAUCACUAAUAACAGCUCUGUGGUAAAAGUUGGCAUUCAGAGGUAUUUACUAUGUAAGAAACAAUGAAGUUUGGUAGUCAUUUAUCUAU